Molecule: messenger RNA, 1392 nt
Organism: Poecilia latipinna (sailfin molly)
Lineage: Eukaryota; Metazoa; Chordata; Actinopteri; Cyprinodontiformes; Poeciliidae
Product: protein THEM6-like
Exons: 3
Coding region: 446-1057 (203 amino acids)
Source: RefSeq, a predicted model, not a curated record
CCACAUGCUUGAAUGCUGCAUAGUUUUACAUUAUGUUCAAUAAUUUACAUCUACUUUCUUGCCGUAUUAGUUAAUGUCUUUAAACCACAAUAGCUAGAUUUUUUUUUUUCGUUCUGAAGCAGGACCGCUUAAACUAAGAUUCAAAAUUUGAAAUCUGUUCGAUAUUUCUGGGCCAUGUCUCUGAUUCAUAAACUGCUUUUUUAGAGUUUUAGAAAAUAUUUUAUCAGUGGAAAUCUCUUGAUUCACUGAAGCUGCUUGUCAAGACAAACUCCUCACGCAGGGACAGCCUGCCUUUCUUGCAGAACCUGUUUGCGGGCUCCUAUUUUGUGAAAAGUUUAGACUUUAGUGCAACAUUUUGUCAGGAUUUGCUGAGACUUGGAAAAUCCAGGAAUUUCAACAAGACCAAGAAACAGAUGAAUAUGGUUUUAUUUGCUGGCUACUGAAGAUGUGGUGGGUGGCGUGGGUCCUCGCUGCUUUAGUGUUUCUCUUCUGCACUCUGGAUGUGUGGUACUUCCUGCGAGCGGGCGCCGUUCUUUUGCGGGCCUGGUUUCAACCUCCAGUGUGGGACGUCACGGGAGAGCAGGUCAUGACGGGACGCGUCACUCCACGCGACAUCGACAUGUGCCACAUGAACAAUGCCCGGUACCUCCGGGAGUGCGACUUCGCUCGCUUCUCUCUCUACAUGCGUAACGGUGUGUUCAAAGCAACGCGGGCCCUCGGAGCCAACCUGGUUGUGGGGGCCACAACCAUCCGCUACCGCAGGGCUCUGUGUAUAGGAGAGGGAUACGAUCUGUGCAGUCGGAUCGUCACUUGGGAUGACAAAGCUUUUUUCCUGGAGCAAAGGUUUGUGUCCACUAAAGACAGACUGGUGUGUGCCGUCAUGUACUGCAAGCAGAGUGUGAUACGAAGCAGCCCUGACAAGAUCUUACAGCACCUGUGUAAAAGGAAGGUAGAGCCUCCUGAGUUUCCAGAGGACCUGCAGCAUUGGGUCAACUUUAUUUCUGCCAGCAGCCAGGCCCUGAGAGCUGAGAGUGGCCUUGAGGAGAAGAACAAAUAGUUGGACGGACAGUAUGUCGGCCUGAGGCUCGCCAUCAUCUCAGAGAGAAAUUAAUAAUCUGAACAACUAUGUCACUGCUUCACUGUUGUGCCUGUUCUUUGAACCCAGUAUUUAAAGAUGUAACACUGGAAUAUUGGUGUACAUUGCAUUGAAAAUGUACGGAUGUACAGCGUUACAUCACAACUUUUCUAACUGUAAAUAUCUAACAUAUGGCAGGUUUUAUAGCAGCAGCAAUAAAACUUAUCCAUGGGUUAAGGUGUGAGUUUCUUACUGGAGCAAAUUGUGCUUUUAAAGCAUAAAAAUAUUAGAAGUAAAAAUGACUUCUUGAGCUUUAA